CGUCAGGCCGACGGCGCUGUGUCGGACACAUAUUUCAUGAGACGAGGCUACCACUCAUCCGCUGUACUGGGCAGUAAGGUUUACAUUGAUGGCGGCACAUUCUCCUACUCGAGCGGCGACGGCGUGCAGUACCAAUACUCAGAUACACUGCUUUAUAUCGACAUAAGUAAUGACUUCACCCCGACCUCUGCCUCGAUCAUGUCUAUAGAAAAACCAUCGGGCGUGCCAAAUCUAGUCUACGGCGGAUCCUGGGUCAACGAUGGGCUUAUGUACACGGGCUUCGCAGGCCGGUACCCGCCAGUGGGCGACGAGGCCUGGCAGGACUCGGGCCUCUGGUCGUUUGAGCCCAGCGGCGACGGGUCGACGGGCACGUGGACGAACCUGAACGACACAGCAGCGUCCUAUUUCACGACCGGGUCGCGGGCCUACCUGGGCUCCGUGGCGAGCGGCAACGGCACAGGAUAUUUUCUGGGCGGGAACAUGGACUACAGCGCCAACGAGACGUACGUGCCCAUCAGCGGCCUCCUGAGCUACGACUUUGGCACCAACACGGUGACCAACACGACGGUGACGGGCAUCUCGAUGGAGGGGUGGGCGAGCUACGCACAGAUGCUCUACGUGCCCAACUUUGGCCCGUCGGGCGUGGUCAUCUCGGCAGGCGGGUUCCGCGACGACCCAGACGACGAGUACAUGGAGAGCCUCUCGACGAUCCAGAUCCUGGACCCCUCGACGGGGACGUGGUACGAGCAGGCCACGACGGGCGCGGCGCCGCAGACGCGCAAGGAGUUCUGCAUGACGGGGGCGCCCAGCUCCAACGAGACGUACGAGAUUGUCGUCUACGCCGGGUGGAACGGCACGCUGGGCGACGACGCCAUCCCCUGGGACGACCUGUACGUGCUGUCGCUGCCCUCGUUCCACUGGUUCCAGGCCUCGUACGACGCCCUGCACCCACGCCACGGCCUGACGUGCGAGCACAUCGGCGGCGGCCAGGUCCUGGCCAUCGGCGGCGUCGACACCACCCAGCUGUACAGCCCGGACUACUACCUGGGGCCCUACAGGACCCAGGACACCCACCCGCAGGGCCUGGCCGUCUUCGACCUCAACUCCAUGAGCUGGACCGACGCCUUCGACAGCAACAAGACCGUCUAUGUCCAGUCCAGCACCGUCCAGGCCUACUACGCCGGCAACAGCCGCACUGCCGACUUUACGAGCUCGGCGCUCGAGCAGGUGUUUAGCGUGCAGAACUUCACCGCCGCCGCGACCGCGACAUCCAGCAGCAGCUCCUCGUCCUCCUCGGCGGGCGCUAUCGCCGGUGGUGUGGUCGGGGGUGUGGCUGCUGCGGCGAUUGUCGCGGCGUCUGUGUUCUAUUUCCUGCGUAGGAAGCGGAGG
Messenger RNA from Cryphonectria parasitica EP155, 1389 nucleotides. RefSeq lists its product as uncharacterized. Lineage: Eukaryota; Fungi; Ascomycota; Sordariomycetes; Diaporthales; Cryphonectriaceae. The record is from RefSeq and is a predicted model, not a curated record. Gene Ontology annotation, molecular function: protein binding. The transcript is spliced from 3 exons. The annotation marks the transcript as partial.